Molecule: messenger RNA, 862 nt
Organism: Phytophthora sojae
Lineage: Eukaryota; Oomycota; Peronosporomycetes; Peronosporales; Peronosporaceae
Product: aldehyde reductase
Exons: 1
Coding region: 1-825 (274 amino acids)
Molecular function (GO): oxidoreductase activity
Source: RefSeq, a predicted model, not a curated record
AUGGCGCCCUCCGUCGCGCUGCCCAGCGGCGCGCGCAUGCCGCUCGUGGGGCUGGGCGUGUACAAGGCUGCGGCUGGCGAGGAGGCGUACGAGGCGGUGCUAUCGGCGCUGCGCCUGGGCUACCGCCACAUCGACACGGCGCGGCUGUACGAGAACGAGGCGGACGUGGGGCGCGCCGUCCGGGACUCGGGCAUCCCGCGCGAGCAGAUCUUCAUCACGAGCAAGCUGCGCGAGUUCCACUGGGGCUACGACAAGGCCGUCGAGGGCGCGCGCUCCAGCAACGAGCUCAUCGGCUGCGGCUACAUCGACCUGUUCCUGCUGCACCAGCCGUUCGACCCCACGCUGCGCGCCGACACUUGGCGCGCGCUCGAGGACCUGCAGAAGGAGGGCGUGCUGCGGGACAUCGGCGUGUCCAACUUCGGGGAGCCGCAUCUGGUCAAGCUGGCCGAGACGUGGCGAGUCAAGCCCUGUGUGAACCAGAUCGAGCUGCAUCCGUGGCUCACGAGGGGGCCGCUGGUAAAGUACUGCCAGGAGAACGGCAUCCUGCUGCAAGCCUUCUCCCCGCUGGCGCGCGUGAAGAAGAUCGACGACCCGAGACUGGUGAAGAUCGCUGAGGAGGUGCAGGCUACGCCUGCGCAGGUGCUGAUCGCCUGGGACCUCGCCAAGGGCUACACGACGCUGCCCAAGUCUGUGCACGAAGCGAGGCAGAAGGAGAACCUGGAAGCGGUCAACGUCAAGCUGACGCCUGAACAGGUUGCAAGGCUGGACGCGUUCAACGAAGACUUCUUCUCGGGCACGGAUCACGUCAGCAACUCCGCUGUCUAAGGCAGCGAUGGGUUCACAUUGAAUUGUUGUUUAGCAG